Messenger RNA from Monopterus albus (swamp eel), 7863 nucleotides. Its product is annotated as KIAA1217 ortholog. The transcript has 21 exons. The coding region runs from base 660 to 6866 and encodes 2068 amino acids. NCBI's taxonomy places the organism in Eukaryota, Metazoa, Chordata, Actinopteri, Synbranchiformes, Synbranchidae. Gene Ontology annotation, cellular component: cytoplasm. The record is from RefSeq and is a predicted model, not a curated record.
CUCUAAAUCCAUCUCUCUCUGGUCUCCGCUUGCCACAGCGCUGGAAUGGUUACCCACUGAGCAUCAGCAAAGAGGAGCGAAUGAACCGAAGCAAAAGAGAAGAGGAGAGAGAAGGCACAAGAGGACAAUAACAUGGGAAAGAAUUGUAGACAUGAGGUAGGAAGAGGAGCUGACAACUAUAUUAUGAGUGUGAAGUGAAAAGGAGAACAAAAUGAUGGAAAAGGAGAGUGUGUGAAUGCAAGGUAAAGAGUGGCAGAGAGGGGAUUAAAGAGCUGGAAUGCACUGACACCGGAGACCUGAGUUUCUGUUUGCAUUUGGCACAGCACAUCCUGUCACUCCACAGGUUUAUCCACAUAUACACCAGUCAGCACAUACACACACUGUUUGCUUUGGAGGAUGAUCCCAGGAGGCCACACCAGAAGAAGAGAACACCUUCCCAGGAGCUAUUAACCCUCCACCCCUUCACCCUCAGCUCGCCUUCCACCAAGCUUCCCAAAAGUGCCCUCCCUUCUUCCCUCCCUCUGUCCCUCUCAGCCUACCUGUGCCAGUCACAACACGCUGGAGCUGGAGAGUCACCGAGUCACACUCACUCAGCGCUGAGAAACCCUGAAUUACCAACAGCUGCACUCACACUGGCUGAGAAAGACUGACCUGCAAGAAUGUCCAAAACCUCCAGGCUGGCCCGGCCCCCCUCGAUAGGGGCCGGAUCCAAGCUGCCCUCUGCCAAGAAGGAAUGCCCUGGCAUGGUCACUGCCUCCACUGAAGACCGUGUGGGGGAGAAGCUGAUGAAGGCGGGUAGCAACAGACAGAAGUCAUUAGCAACAGAUGAGCCACAGGAGAAAUCACAGAGUGAGACUCAGGCCCCAGGCCAGACCCUGGAUGUAAGGGGCCAAAAUAUGGAGCUGGUCCCUCCAAAGAGCAGGAUCAGCCCACUUAAAGCCUCAAGUCACAAACAAACCAAAAGCAACCUGAAGGUAACCUCCUCACAGGACGCCGAGCACAUAGGCCGCAAACAGGCAUCCCCAAAUGGGACACCCCCUUCUAGAGACACCAAAGGCAACCGAACCGUCCCUCGAAGGCACACGUUAGGUGGAGCCCGCGGUUCUCGAGAGAUCCUGGCUAUGCAGCCGUCAGACAUGGACAAGAAGAGGGAGGCCUUCCUGGAGCACCUGAAGCAAAAAUACCCCCACCACGCUUCCGCGAUCAUGGGCCACCAGGAACGACUGCGAGAGCAGAGCAGAAGCCCAAAGCACAGCCCCAACCUCCAGCACAGCAUCGGCGACCAGGUUGACCACCUAUCCCUGGCCUCCCUGGAGUCGUUGGAUGCUAUGUCCGAGACUGAAGCACCAGCGGCUUUUACCCGCGGCAGCCGGGUUCGUGCCAGCCUGCCAGUGGUGAGAUCAUCUAACCAGACAAAGGACCGUUCACUAGGUGUUCUGUACCUGCAGUACGGGGACGAGACCAAACAGAUUCGCAUGCCCAAUGAGAUCACCGGCAUCGACACUGUCAGAGCUCUGUUUGUUGGUGCCUUCCCACAGCAGCUUACCAUGAAAAUGUUGGAGUCACCCAGCGUCGCUGUUUAUGUCAAAGAUGAUAUGAGGAAUAUGUACUAUGAGCUCACAGAUGUCAGGAACAUCACAGACCACUCCUGCCUAAAGGUCUACCACAAAGACCCAGCACAGGCUUUUAGCCAUGGGCCAAGACCUGCCAACAGUGAUGUCAGGAUGCACAAUGAGAUGGUGCAAGCUAGUCGCAAUGGACAGCCCCCACUAAGGCAGCCCCCCAUGGUUCCCCCAACACACCAUCCAAUACAGGGAGCGCUCUCGCCAUCUACCCAGUCCAUGCCCUCAUCACCAUCUAGAAUCCCGUAUGGUUCACGGCAGGGUUCGCUACCUAGCAGCGCCACUAUGCCAAGGGAGCGAAUAUCGACUGCCAACCCUCCAGCACGCUCCAUCUCACCCUGUCCUAGCGCUAUCCUGGAGAGACGGGAUGUGAAGCCAGAUGAGGACACGGUGGGGAAGAGUCACAGUCUAGCUAGGGGAAAUGAGGGGUUGUAUGCAGAUCCAUAUCUGAUCCAGGAGACACGACUGAGCAUGGCUUCUGCCCAUGGACCACACCCCAGCCUUGGACUUGAUGGUCCUGAACAUGUCUUGGGGGGAUUUCAUCGUGCCUCUAUCCGCUCCGCAAGUUCCUAUGGUGGGCCCAGCCCCACAGACACAAUGGAUCACGCAUCUCUGUACAGGCAGAAGACCAGAAACAGCCAACUGCCUACUUUGGGCUCCAAGACUCCUCCCCCGUCCCCUCACCGGAUGACUGAGGUACGGAUAAUUGACAUCCAUGGCAUUCCACCCCAGGGUGUUCCCAUAGAAAGAAGCUCACCUGUACGCCAGUCCUUCAGGAAGGAGGAAAUGACAGGGACCAAACCUCGGAACAACAUGGGAUCACCUGUGAUUCCAGACCUCCAGGGACCCAUUCCACCUGCUGGUGACCAGACACGAGAGCGAAUGAAAGCAAUGGAGCAACAGAUUGCCAGCUUGACUGGUCUUGUUCAGCAUGCACUUUUAAAAGCUCCAAACACUAGUGGCGCCAAGGAGCCUCUAAGUGAGAGACCACCGAAGACAUCAUCUCCAGCCCACAGUGCACAUACCUCAGGUGGUUCCCCAGUCUUGGCUCCCAAGAGCAGUGCAGCCCCUUCAGAAAAAGGCUCAGUUCCUCUCAAAGUCAACCUCCUGCAGUUCAGGAAAAAUGUUUCUGACCUCAGGAUGCAGCUCCAUCAGAUGAGACAACUGCAGCUCCAAAACCAGGAGGCAUUACGGAUUCAGCUGGAGCGGGCAGAGCAGGAAAUCAGUGUUAAACUCGGAGAGGCCAUGCGGCGUCUGGAGGACCCAGUCCAGAGGCAGAGAACUGUGGUAGAAGAAGACAGGAACAAGUACUUGGUUCUGGAGGAGUUUGUCCUUCAACAGCUCAGCGAGCUGGAGCAGUAUGUAGGCUCUCUGCAGAAGGACUCGGCAGCGACACACAGAGUGGUGACCCUGAAGGAUGUGGAAGAGGGAGCAGUGACACUGAGGAAAGUGGGAGAAUCUCUGGCAGGGCUCAAAGGUGAGUUCCCAAACCUACAAACCAGGAUGCGGGCUGUCCUCAGGGUGGAGGUGGAAGCCGUCAAGUUUUUGAAGGAGGAGCCCCAUAAACUGGACAGCAUGCUGAAACGAGUCAAGAGCCUGACUGACACUCUCAGCAGUCUGAGAAGAUGUGCUACUGAGGGUCCUCAGAAAGGGCCUGAUCCUUGUGCUUAUGUCCCAGUGGAUGGCCCUUCAUCAGAGGCCCUUGCAGAAGCUCCCCUAGCAUCAGUGCAGCUUGGCUCCACCUCAGGCCAACUAGAGCCUCAGAGCUCUACCAUCAGAUCAGAGGUGAUGCCUUCCUCCCCAGUGGUCAUCCAUCACAUCCAGAGCUUCCCAGUCCACAUUCAGCAGUCCCAGCAGUCUGCCGCCUUGACUGCUCAGCCCAGUCCCCCACUCACUCCCAGCCCAACACAGGUUCCCAGUCCCAAACCAACUAAGCGUCAAGACCAAGAGUCUCUCAAUACGGGUGCCUCAGAUCCACCAGGUCCCAUCUGUCAUAAAAAGGCCCAUGAGAACCCAGUGAAUAAUAUCAACAGCUCAACAAACCAGAAUCUUGUCAUAGAGGAGCUGCAGAGCAGUCAGGACAAAAGCAAACAGAGAGCCAUGUCCAUAGAGGCAGUAGAGAAGGAGUGGCAAGAGAGGAGGCAAAACAUGGAUCAUUACGAUGGAAAAGAGUUUGAGAAGAUCCUCCAAGAGGCCCAGGCUAACAUGAUGAAGGGCAUUCCCUGUCUAGAGAUAGAAGAGAGCCCAGCACUGCCACCUGCUGCCAGUGUAGAGCAAGCCAAUCUUGUGGAGUCUCCUUCAGAAGAGUCCCAGUCUGAGCUCCAUGCAGACAAACCAGUCAUCAAGGGGCCUGAGAAACUUCCUCAGCCUGUGGUGGAGAAACCAACCAAAUCCUCCAAGACUGCCAUCAAGCCAGUGCCCAUUGACACUGUUACCAAGCAGAUGUUUGAAAAGCCCAUUAAGUCCCCUCCACCACCACCACCACCGAGGAAAACCUAUUCCACCUCAGGUUCAGGCAUAACUACUACACGCUCUGGUGAAGUGGUCUACACCAGCAGGAAGGAGUCUGUCUCAGCUCAGGUCAGUCUGGAUGGUGAAGAGGAGGUCCCACCUUCCACUCCCCAGGCCAAAUCGUCCAAGAUUCCACCAGAGAUCAAGCCAAAGCCUGCCACUCCUCCCCCUGUUACGGCUUGUGUCACCAGAGAAGAAGAGGACGAAGGCGACAAGAUUAUGGCAGAGCUCCAGGUUUUCCAGAAGUGCACAGUUAAAGAUGUAGGGGUGAAAAAUUUGGUAGAGCCCACCACUCGAAUUGAACCACAAAUCAGAGAAUUAAGACCAGGGGCCAUAUUGCCCCUCAAAGAGAAAAAGCAGAGCUCAGAGCCCUGUCAAGAGGAUAAAGAUCCAGACACAGAUGAAAACGGGAAUACUACUGUGCGACAGAGCCAAGGGGUCAUAUACUAUGUGACUGGCCAGAUUCACAAAGACCAUCCAUCCCUGUCAGGAAGAGAGGAAAUCCCAGAACACAGGGAACCCACACAGUCUCCAACACAGGUGUCAAAUGUCAAUCUUAAUGAGAAUUCUCCAAGCCAGGAAAACCAGCAACCGCCACAGUCUCCAUCACCCAAAUCACCCACACUCGCAACACCUCCGCCGAUAUCACCUAAGCCUGUGGGACUGAAUGGAUUCAAACUGCCAAAGAAGCAAAUGAAACGUUCCGAGUCCCUGAAGAGCAGUGCAGAAAUGGAGAAGAGAAAAUUCCUCAACAAAAUUAACUUAGAAAAGAAAACUAAAAUCAUCCAGGAGCAUGGUUCUUCUUCCAGUAAGAACAAAAUACCCGGGCCUAUAACAACCACAAUAACUAGUACCAUCAGAGAGGCACCAACAAGUUUUGUUGCACCACCUAAAAAGGCUUCUAGUGAGGACAGUGAUCCACAUAAAGCUAUCUCUGAGGAGGAUGAUGAGGGGGGGGCUAGUCUUAGUCCUGACUUACCUGGAGAGGAGCCACCUCCACCUCCAGACAACAUAGCUUUUAUGAUCACUAACACCAAGGUUCAGGCCCUGUCUUGUGGUGAGUACCGAGAACUGGUCAAUGCUAAGAAGGGAAGUGUCCAGACAGUCACUGUAGGUGGUGCCGCAAACCAAGGGAGCAACCCAGCGGGUUCCAUGGGGCCACUGGAUAAUGACUUCAACAAGAAGCCCGUUAUCAUCAUUUUUGAUGAGCCCAUGGACAUCCGUUCUGCUUACAAACGCCUGUCCACCAUCUUUGAAUCUGAGGAAGAACUGGAGAGGAUGCUAGCUCAAGAGUGCAUUGAGGAGGAAAGUGAGGAGUCGGACACAGAGCGAAGAGCUGGAGGGACUGAGAUGGUUGAUGGCAAAAAGGUAAAUUCUUCACAGGGCACUACUGACCGUGGCAGCUUAUCCUCCUCACCUUCAUCUUCGAUAUCUGAAUUAGCAGACAGUGGAAUGAACUUGGAGUCAAACGGAGAUGCUAAGCAGGACAGUAAGAAGAAAUUCAAGUUUAAGUUCCCUAAGAAGCAGCUGGCAGCACUGACCAAGGCGAUUCGCACAGGUACCAAAUCAGGCAAGAAGACUCUGCAGGUUGUUGUGUAUGAAGACGAGGAGGAAUCGGAUGGUACUGUCAAGCAACACAAAGAGGCAAAGAGAUUUGAGAUUGAGUGCUCAAAAUCUUUAGGAGACACUCCUAUGGAAAUGGACACACCCACUCUGAAGCAGCAAAACUCAGACUCUCUCUGCAGGACCAAUGAAAUCCGGAAGAACACCUACAAGACACUGGACAGCCUAGAGCAGACCAUCAAGCAGCUGGAGACCACUAUCAGUGAGAUGGGACCACCCUCUCUUGAGGACCCAGUCUCUACAGAGCAAGCUAAACAUGGGAAUGAUAAAAGCUCAGAAGGAGCGGGGAUAAAACGGUCUUCUUCUCUGCCUACCUCCAGAGGGUCAGCCUCUAAGGUCCCUGGCACAAAUUCCUCACAGAAGAAGACUAAACCUCAGCUCCUUCCUCGCCCCCUAAUCAUCCCUCCUACCAGCACCGCCACCACUGUCCCCAGUGCCCCAAGCAACGUACAACAGAACACCAGUGUCGCUUCCCCUACUAGUCGGAUGCCUGUCCCUUUGUCUGCGAAGUCCAGGCAGUCACCGGGUACUACUGACAAAGCAGGAAAACAGCAAAAACUGCAGGACGCUCAGAGGCAGUUCCGACAGGCUAAUGGAAGUGCUAAAAGAGUGGGAGGGGAUCAUAAAACUACUUCCCCUACCAUACCCAUCUCUAAAAUCCCUGCUUUUUAUCCUAGCUCUACUAAGGGCAGCUCUCAGUCUGCACAGAACUCAGAUGCUACUAAUCCAAUUAACCCUUCCCCCUGCUCCUCUGUGACAAAGCCCUCCAUCUUGUCCUCUUCUGCUCGUUCCAGUUCCCUACCCUCCUCCCAUAUCCCCUCCUUGUCUAACGGAUCCCUCAAACUCCCCACACACUCACAGCACACAGGUAAAGCUCUCUCGUUCUCCUCGCAGACUCAGAAUGGUCGAGUGCACUCCUCCUCCUCUUCAUUCUCCUCCUCCUCAUCCUCCUCCUCCUCCCCCUCCCCUCUGUCGCCCACACCUUUGGGCCCAGGUGGAAAGAGCAUCCGCACCAUACACACCCCCAGCUUCACCAGCUACAGGUCCCACAACGGCAGCAGUGGCAAAUCCUGUAUUCCAACAGUCACAGCAGCUAAGGACACUACUUAGCCCCAUUAUCGCCCCUCUGGCUUUGCUGCACGGCAGGUAGACUUGGUCAUGUUUGAUUUUAUAUUGUUUUAAUUUGUUGCUUUUUUUCUGUUUCUGAAAGUUUUUGUUAAAGUAUUAAGUGAUGCACUCCCCCUUAUUCAUGUUUUAUUUGACAUUGGCAUUCUCACACCGAUACUUUUAUCUCCUUUGACUUGCAUUUUUAAUCAUUUAAUCAAUUUUUAUUCAUAUUUACUUUUUAUUUACACAUCUUAAGGUGUGUUUCAGAUGUUCUGACAAGAUAGUUUGUAAUGGAUGUAAAAACUCUUUAGUUUCACCACUUUGUAAUUGAGGUGGAAGGCUCUCAUGGUGUUAUUUCUUGCUGUAAUUAUAAACACGGAAUACAGAGUUGAUGUACAAUCACAAAGUACCACUUACAAGUUUUUAAACAUUUUAUUUUUCAAACCAGAGAUUGAAAUAACCACAGUAUAUUUAGUCUUCUAAAUUUUUAUUUUGCUAGACAUUCAACGCAGCCCUUGAAAAUUCCUUUUAUGAAAUAUAUAUGUUUGCAGUUUGCAUUUAAUUUCAUGUGCCUCUUUGCCAAUGCUCUUGUACAAUAACUCACUUCAGGCCUGAUGCAGACACAAGAUUUGGGGAAGUUACCUGCACUCUCUUCAUGUGGUGGCUGAAGUGUUGACCUCAGUGUUUUACUGCUGGUCGUAAUUUGUUAAGUUAAUAUGUAUUGUUGUCUAAAUGUAAACUACUAAAAACAAAGUGAGGAAUUAGUUUUACCACAUGUACAUAAAGGCUUAUACUAAGAAAAUAAGUAGUUUAGUUAACAUACCAAAGUUUAUUUGUAUGCAUGCCUUUCAGAUACUUUGGGAGAGUGGUGCAAAAGAAUUAUGUUUGCACAGAGAGAUUUUGUAAAUAUUUGGUUUUCUCUCCUUUGUAAAGCUUUAAACCAUACUCUAAUGGAACAUUGUGGUAAAGACAAAACUGUGUUGGAGUGGCAAAAAUAAAG